AUGUCGCGCGUCUCGGCUGAGGAUUAUUCCUACCUCAAACAAAAGGGUUCUUUUUCUCUGCCUAAGCGGGACGUCCUUGAGGAUCUACUCGAAUGCUACUUCGACUACAUUCACCCGACCAUGCCGUUCAUCGACGAGACGGAAUUCUGGGAGAUCUAUCACGGCCGAGACGCCGACGGCCAGCCAUCACCCCCCUCCCACAGAACUCGCAUCAGCUGGCUCAUCUUCCAAGCCAUGCUCUUCGCAGCUACCACCUGCGCUUCUCCCGAGCUACUCCGGAGGGCUGGGUACACGUCACGAAUGGUCGCACGUCGCGAAGCAUUCUUCAAGGUUCGAACCCUGUAUUCCUUGGAUAUCGAGCGGGACAACAUGGUUUUGCUCCAGACGUUCCUUCUCAUGUCAUACUGGCGCGGCGACGCGGGCGAGGACAAGGAUGCGUGGCACUGGUCCGGCUUGGCCUUGUCCAAGGCUGCUGGAUUGGGCCUGCAUCUGCAGACAAGCACACCGCUCACCCGGCGACAGGAAACGCUGCGCCGAAGAUGCUGGUGGAGCUGCGUCUUACGAGACCGGCUGGUGGCGUUGUCAGAGCAGCGGCCCCCGAGAAUUCAGCUUGACGAGUUCGACGUGCCCUUGUUGACGCUCGCGGACUACAACGUGGGGCUCCGGUCCCCUAUCUGCAAGCUGUCUUCGGGAGAAGAGCUCGGGAAGAGGACAACCCUGUCCAUGUUCUCUGUUCAGCUAAUACGGCUUAUGCUCUGCUCUGGCCGAAACCCUCCGUCUCCAUCCAUGGACUCCCAGAGCGCUUCUCCGGGUGCGGCGGAAACUUGGGGCCGAGUUUCUCAGCCCACCCGCGACGACAAACGCUUUACAGGCUUUGCCGACCUUGAUUACUGGAUGACGAACCUGCCCGAGGUUCUUCAGCACUCCCCCAGGUCACACGGUUCACACGGCGGCGACGCUGUCCUGCCCUGCAUCCUGGUGCAUCGCAGUGCGCUUCACAUUUAUUAUCACAAGCUAAUCCUUUCUAUCACCAUGCCGCGGCUGCUUUGCCCCUCUGGAGAGGAAUCGGUGCGACACCUGCAGCUCGCCCAGCAUUCCUCUGCCGCCCUUGCCAAGCUCCACAACGAGCUCGUCGAUCAUGACUCCAUCCAUUGUCUUCACAGCGAAUGCUUUGGGUCUUCCACAUCAUCGUCUGGGCUUGAGCCGCUUGAAGGCCAAGCCACCCAAAUGACAAACCCUACCACAUUCCCAGCGGUGGCCGGGACAAGAUUCACCUACCCCCUAGUCACAGAGCAGAUGACCUCGGGGCCGGCGCUGUCAGACCAUGACUUCACUGACUCAAUGGUUAUCGACAAAUGGCCUCAGAACUUCGAGUUGACCACCCGGAACACAGCCAGCAGCCCCAGUGUUGACUCCAUACUCGACGCAGGGUCACUUUUUCCAUGGCCUCUCGGAGAUGACGAGACGUAUAGCGGCAUGCUUCCGGCCGAUGUUCCAGAUCUGGAAGCCGACAGAUUCAGUUUCAGUACAGUGGACACAAUCCAAGGGCCGAACGGUACCCAUACCUGCCUCGUCACUGCCGCUGCUAGUGGCAGCCUGAGCAGGUCGAAACGAAAUUCCGUCUCUGUCCCUCUGAAUCUGCAUGUUGCGCGCGCCAUUGCGGCGCAGCUCGUGCUCGCAGUUGCUUACUUGCACGGCAACGGCAUCAUCCAUGGAGAUCUUCAUCUCGGCAACAUCCUUCUCACAGCGCCCAGAGGCUUUGAGCUCCUGUGCGACGAAGAGCUGCGCGAGGGAUGGGGGGGGGACCGGAGGGCGAGCAAGUUGAAACCGACGACGACAAGCCAUUUCUGGACGCCGUCGGCAUUUCCCUCCUUUGCCACUCUACCAGCCUUCUUCGGGGAAAACAGCGAGGAGAUUUCACUCUCGGAUGCUGCAAUUCUCCUUACCGAAUUCGGCACAUUCUUCUGCCCUUCCCAAGAGACGAGGUUUACCUUCCCUACAGCGCCUCACUGUCGUCCCCCAAGGAUCAAUUUGAGCCAGAACGACCCCUCGGAGUGGAUGACCAAGUGGGCGAUGCCGGAUUUCAAGAGGAUGCGCAAGGAGCUGGCUGCGAAGAAGGGAGUGUAG
Molecule: messenger RNA, 2127 nt
Organism: Verticillium dahliae VdLs.17
Lineage: Eukaryota; Fungi; Ascomycota; Sordariomycetes; Glomerellales; Plectosphaerellaceae
Product: protein kinase domain-containing protein
Exons: 5
Coding region: 1-2127 (708 amino acids)
Biological process (GO): DNA-templated transcription
Molecular function (GO): zinc ion binding; DNA binding
Source: RefSeq, a predicted model, not a curated record